Molecule: messenger RNA, 1844 nt
Organism: Ceraceosorus guamensis
Lineage: Eukaryota; Fungi; Basidiomycota; Exobasidiomycetes; Ceraceosorales; Ceraceosoraceae
Product: TAP42-domain-containing protein
Exons: 3
Coding region: 203-1741 (512 amino acids)
Biological process (GO): regulation of signal transduction; regulation of dephosphorylation
Cellular component (GO): cytosol
Molecular function (GO): protein phosphatase 2A binding
Source: RefSeq, a predicted model, not a curated record
UGAGCCAUGAGAUACUCUUGAAUCGUGAAUCGUGAAUGACUGGACGAUGCUUGAAUCGUGAAUGUGUGUGAGUCCCAACUCCUGCCUCCAACCUCCAACCUCCAACCUCGCGCCAUCCCUCUUUCUCUUCUGACUCUGACACCAUCAACAAAGCAUCACGCCAAACGUCAUCAUCACCAGACGCGACAGAUCCUUGGUCGCCAUGUCCGCGCCAACGUCUGGCUUUGCGCUGCCCAAUCACGACUUGUCCAGCCUCUCGCUGACCGGUCGACUGCAGCGCAUUUUUCAACAAGCCGCACAUCCAUCUCCCUCUCUGCCUCCUGUCUCUGACGACCCAUCUACCUCAUCCGCCACCCCAACCGACCCAGCCUUGGCCUUGCUGCAAGAGAUCAAAUCCGCUCAAGAACUGGCUGCCUCGUUGGAUCUCGUAUCUCACAAUGACCAUCUGGAAGAUCUCUCUACAGCCACGCUCAGAGCCUUGCUCUUGCCCGCCGUACUUGCAGAGGUAUUGACUCGGGUAAAGACCCCCAUCGGACCACCAGGCAUUUCACAGAGGCUCGAGGUGCUCAAAGGCAGCGCAGGCGCGCACAAACGCUUUCUCAAAUCGCUGCUUCGCAUCGGUGUCUUGCCGUCCGCACCUAGCUCUGAGCGCUCAGCAGCCAUUUCGUCAGACUUGCUCCUGCUCUCGCGGCAAGCUCAGCUGCACACCUCGACCUCCCCCUCCACCUCGCUCGUCAGCCAGCCCGCUUUCCCCAGUCCUGGCUCCAAAAGGGACCUCAAAAUUGCUCUGUUCAAACUAGAACGAGCCAUUGUCAACGCUCUAGACCAAUUUAGAGUUGCAGCGAGACAAAGGGCUCACAGCCAAGCGUCCGGCAUCAAGGUGCCUGAUAUGGGCUUCGACUCCGCUACAGCCUCACAUGAAGCUCCUGCGGAAGCUCUCUGGGACUUGCUGCUCUUGUCAAAACCGAACGUGUCACGGCAAGAAAGCGAGGAUGAGGAUGCACAAGGACAGGACGAUGACGGAGCAGAGGAUGACGCCUUGGUGCAGUACCUGCACAGACGCAGAGGCGCCGCUUCUUCAACGUCCUCCCCCACCCCACCUCUCAUCACUCGUCCCUCCUCCCUGAGGGGCUACACGCUUCUUCUGCUCUUGCUACAUGCAUGCAAGACCAUUUCAGCUCUUGACAGCGUUUCCCAAGAAGUUUCGUUGCUCACCAACAUGGCCAGUGAUCCCUCGCUCGGUCAAUCGGCGUAUGCCAUGGAGAGGCGAGAGCGUGAGCGAGCAAGAGAAGGUAAGAGCAGCGAUACGAGCUGGAGAUUGGAUCCGAGAAGGCUGGACGCCAAUGCGCCUGGACCGUUGUUGGAUAAACAAGGCAAGAUCCUUAGGCCUUUUCACAUCUUGCCAGGAGGCUCUACAUCUGCCAACGCGCUGCCUACCGAUGAGAUGAAUGCGAGGCAGAGACUCCGGGAUGAAGUGUUCAGACCUAGUCAUAGGCUUCCGACCAUGUCCAUCGAUGAUUUCUUAGCAGAAGAAGAGAGGCGCGGCAAUGUCAUCCGUGGCGGAGGACACGAAGGAGCGGCAAAAGCUACACCGAGGGAAUCACGCGCCCUCAGAGCAGAGCAAGAUGGAACGCUGGAGGCUGAAGAAGCAGAAGAACAAGCAAGAAAGGAAGCUGUUGAGUGGGACGCGUUCAAGGAAGCCAACCCAAAGGGAAUUGGCAACACGAUGAAUAGGGGCUGAGAAGCUCAGAAAAUGCAUAAUUUCAAUGGUUUCUCGGGGCCAACCGACGCCGGCAAUUUGUGGUUUAUUGUGACGUGCGUUCGAAAUUAAUAGUUUGCAGUCA